AUGCAGUCACUUCCAGGGGCCUUCCUUAAGAAAUUAAUGAUGGCAAAUCUGAAUGCUAGGAGUGUCAAAUGUAUGUCCUCUGACGCAGAUGUUUCAUUUAGGGGAAUAGACCGUUUUGAGACUAAAAGUGACUCUGAUAGCAGCAAUGUAAUUAAUCCACUGGACCUGAUUACAGCCCUGUUUCUGUGCUCAGACAGUUUCCUGCAGCAGGAGAUGGUCCAGAAAAUGUCCAUGUGUCAGUUUGCUGUUCCUCUCCUGCUGCCCAACUGUGAUACAAAACAAAGCACUUUGAUGCUGUGGGCCUUGAGGGACAUAGUGAAGAAGUUUAGACUCUCUUCCCAAACAUCCACAAAGGCUUUUGUGGAGGAGAGGAUUGUACUCUCUGACAUUCCCAUGGUGUCUUUUGUUAGGUUAGGGGAGAUUAGAGUGUCCAAGUCUCAGAUCUUGAACAAACUGCUUAGUAACCCUCAGCAGUACCAUGACACAUUUGUUCAUCAUGAUAUGGAAUGUGGCGACGUCCUUCAUAAAAUCUCAGAUGGUCUAGUUGAAAUCAGCUGGUACCUUCCAUGUGGGAACAGAAACAUAGACAUCUUCACUAAGCCAGUGGUAGUGGCCAAUCUCAGAGGAGACAUCAGGUCCUCUGAAACACAGUUCUCCUUUCUGUGUCAAACAUCAGCUGCAGUUUACAUUUUCACUGAUAAUUUAAAGGCAUAUCUCAAGCUCUUGAAAAGCAAAAACACAAAAGCAGAGAUAUUUCUGGUCGUCAACUCUCAAAGAAAAACAUUCAGAGUAGACACAUUGAAAGAAAUGAUCACAAACUGCAGGAUCAAUGACCAAAAUGUGAUUGUGAAGAAAAAGAAAAACGAUGCAGAAUUUGUCAAAACCCUGCAAUCAUCUGUUGGUGACAUCAUUGAAAAAAGUCAAAACCGGUUGACAGUGGAAAACAUGACUGACGUAGCUCGUCACAGUGGGCUUCUGGUUGAUGAAGACCGUGAUGAAUGUCAGAGUGCCAGAAAGAUAGCAGAUGAAAUCACCAGCAACAUCACAGACACAGUGAAAUUCAAAGACAAACAACUACCCUUACAAGGGAAAAUCUGGAAAGAGCUUUCCCAGUUGGAAAAGGAGAGAUGUAGGCUAAGAAAAGAAGGGGGGUCAAGAAUUGAAAACUACAAGAGCUCUCUGAAUAAAAAGGAGGAAGAGUUGAGAAAGAAGCAACAUAAAUUUGACAUGUCAGAUGCAAUGACAAGCUUCAUUUUCGGAAUGUCAAGAUCAGGACCUGAGCGAUCCUAUUUCCUCAAAUGGAUGCGGAUAAAUCUGGACAAUCUGUCACGUCAGAACCUGUCUGGUUUGCGGGACCAGUACAAAGAUCUUUGCCAACAUUCUCCGGAGAAAAAAAACGACAUUGCAGAUUUGGAUAAGCAAUUAUCUGACUGUUCCUUAGGUCUUGAACACUUUCUUCGUGAGUUGGGCCAGUUAUAUGAAGCUGCCUGCUCCCUCCCUGAAGACAGCCCUCAACGGACACAGAUGGAGAAUCUCCCUGGAUUGUGUGCUCAGAUGCUGUUGGAAGGUUUCCCCAUUGAGCUUGUGGAUGGAGAUGCAUCAAAUAUCCCUCUGAAAUGGAUAUCAGCUGUUCUGACUCAGCUUCAUACUCUUGUGGACUCUAACAGCAAGAUCCGGGUUGUGACAGUUUUAGGGGACAAAGGUACUGGGAAGUCCACUCUUCUCAACACCAUGUUUGGGGUCCAGUUUGCUGUCAGCAGUGGAAGAUGCACCAGAGGUGCCUUCAUGCUACUUAUAAAAGUCAACAAAGAACUCAAGGAGGAACUGAAAUGUGACUUCAUUAUGGUAAUUGACACAGAGGGGUUGAACUCACCGGAGGUGGCUCAACUAGAUGAUAGCCAUGAACAUGACAAUGAACUGGCAACACUGGUGAUUGGACUCAGUGAUAUCACAAUUAUCAACAUCUCCAUGGAGAAUGCCACAGAGAUGAAAGACAUUUUACAGAUUGUUGUUCAUGCCUUCCUCAGGAUGAAGGAAGUGGGGAAGAAGCCGAUAUGUCAUUUUGUGCACCAGAAUGUGUCAGAAAUGUCUGCUCAUGACAACAACAUGAGGGACAGGAAGAAGUUGUUGGAACAGUUGAAUGAAAUGACCCUGGCAGCAGCCAGAAUGGAGAAGAAGGAGAAUAUCACCAAGUUCACUGACGUGAUGGACUAUGAUCCAGACACAAGCAGCUGCUACAUCCCAGGACUCUGGCAUGGGACCCCUAUGUCUCCAGUCAAUGCUGGCUACAGUGAGGCUGUGUAUGAUUUAAAGAAUAGCUUGAUGCAAGACUUAAUAAAAUGCCAGAGUAAUGAUGACAUGACACAUUUCCUGAGGUGGACACAAAGCUUGUGGGAGUCUGUGAAAUUUGAGAAAUUAAUCUUCAGUGACAGAAACAGCUUGGUUGCAGAUGCAUACUCCAGUUAA
Coregonus clupeaformis (lake whitefish) is the source of this 2466-nucleotide messenger RNA. RefSeq names its product up-regulator of cell proliferation-like. Gene Ontology annotation, molecular function: GTP binding. NCBI's taxonomy places the organism in Eukaryota, Metazoa, Chordata, Actinopteri, Salmoniformes, Salmonidae. The record is from RefSeq and is a predicted model, not a curated record.